Messenger RNA from Motacilla alba alba, 5113 nucleotides. It is a transcript of the gene GNAL, whose product is annotated as G protein subunit alpha L. Lineage: Eukaryota; Metazoa; Chordata; Aves; Passeriformes; Motacillidae. Bases 2148 to 3287 code for a protein of 379 amino acids. Gene Ontology annotation, cellular component: heterotrimeric G-protein complex. Gene Ontology annotation, molecular function: GTP binding; G-protein beta/gamma-subunit complex binding; GTPase activity. The transcript has 12 exons. The record is from RefSeq and is a predicted model, not a curated record. Gene Ontology annotation, biological process: adenylate cyclase-modulating G protein-coupled receptor signaling pathway.
CUGUGCUUCCAAACCUAUCUGUAUCUGAGGUGCUUUUUGUCUCUCCAGACAGAAAAAUGUCAAUAGGAAAAAAAAAAAAAAAAACAGUCUGUCCUAAAAAAAUGCAGCUCAGUAACACUUUAAAAAUGCAUAUUUUGACUUGGCAGAUCCUGUCAAUCCUGUAGUGUGUUACCCAGUUCCCCCCACCUAUGUAAGAGGGAAGAUGAAAACAGCUUCCAGUCUAGAUCAAGCAGUACCAUAAAACCACAUAUCUGGCACUUGAAUUCCGGUAGUCUCCUGAAAACUCCACAUACCCAACCACAGGUGGAGCAGUACCUGUUAAUUUUCUGGGUUCUGCCCUUUUCACCUUCCUCUGAUGUGUGCUCAAAUUAGACAGUACCAGUUUUUCUUCCUUGAUUCAGCAUUUCCCACCUGAGUGAGGGAGCCAUUAUUCAGCAUUUCCCACCUGAGUGAGGGAGCCAUUGAAAAAACUGAAAACAACUAAACUAAAUCCUUCUGCUUGUAAAAUCUAGUUUCUUUUUGCUACAUACUUUUCAAGACAUUUUAGAUUAAAAUACUAAUUCGUUUGACUGAAGUUGACGGCAAUCGCCCUUUGAUUUUAGUUGGGACCGGGAUUUUGAACACGUAUGUAUCUAUCAAAAUAUUAAUUUUUCAGUAAGCCAUCUUUAAAAGUAUGGAGGACUAUUUGGAGAUAAAAGCUGAAAGUAUUUGGGGUAACUGCAGAGUAACAUCCAUUCUUUUUGUACUGUUCUUGUGUCUCAGUGUAUCAAGCAUCACGUCUGAGCAGUGCAGGUGGUUUCUAUGCAGGGGGAGUUUAGGACGAGCCAGGUGCUGUACUGCUGCUUUUGCACUGAGGUGCCAGCUUGCAAGGCAAGAGAUUUGAAGCAAAAAGGGAUACCUAUAGGGCCGUCUAGCUUGAAGUUUCAUUUUAGGAUCUAAAAUGGAGGCAAAUGAAGGAACGGAGAUACGGUUUCUUGUCGACAUUUGUUGUUGUAGUGAUGUUAGACUGGCAUAUUACCAUGUUCGGAUUGCACAUUAUCGUGAGCUGUUUGGAUAGCUUCAUUUUCUGGUUCAGCUGAUGCAAUUUGGGAUAUUCAAAGGGAUGAAAGCGGCCCACGUGCUGCCGUGACUACUUGUGUGGAAAGGGACAUUUUGUUGGUUAAGUCGAGGCAGGGUGUUUGUGCAUAUGCGUGCUCUGUGUGUCGGGGUUCGCGCGGGCAGACCCCGGCCGCUCCCACACGCCGGUGCCAGGGGCUGGCUCCCGGCGCUGCUCCCGCAGGUCGGUCACGAUGGCAGCCAUCACCUGUGCCAGCCUGGGAUUCUAGACCCAGGAGUGCCCACCCUCGCUCCGGUAGCGGCCAGGCUCUUGCAGUACCGCCGAGGAGCGCGGGGAAAGGUCGGGAAAAGCCCCGCCGCGUCCCCGAGCGCCGCGUCCCGCAGCUCGCUGCCCUGCGGCAGGCCGCGGGCAGGGGUCCGGAGGCCGCGGGUCCCGCGGCGGCGCUGCCAGCUCCGGGUUUUGGCGGCAGCGGCGGCGCCGGGGCCGCCGAGCGGGGCGGGCGGGCGGGGGCGGCCCGGGGCGGGGGGCGCGGACCCCGCGGCGCCGCCCGGCCCCGGCCCCGCAGGAUCCAGGUAGAUCCGUCCGGCUUUUACCUUUCUCCUUCGGCUUCCCUGCGCGUAGGGCUGGUAGCGGGGCCGUUUCCUGGUCUCGCAGAAAGAGGCAGUGCUGAGUUAGGAAGACAAAAAUAGACCUUUACAGAGAAAUAUAGGGAUUGUGUGCGCGGUGGGGAGGGAGAGCGGAGAGCGGCACCCGGCUGGUUUCCAGGAGGAGCCCUUUUCUCCCUCUCGUUGCAUGUUAGGCAUUUUUGCACAGCUUUCUCCCCCCACCCCCUCCCCGCCGGGGCAGGGUUACCUCUGCCGCCUGCUCUCCGCAUCUCUGGUGGGGAGCGAAGCAGCCAACUCCGCUGCGAUCGGAAAGCGGCCAGAGACCAUUUUAUGUGAGCGAGCCGGGUGGGAAGAAGCGGAGAGAAACCGUCGCAGGGACACACACGGAUAUAAAGACUUGUCUUCUGCCUCCCCCCCACUCCCUCCCCCUUGUAAAUACUAAAUCUGAGAAGGCAGCGAUUUGACAUCCACCCUGAGCAGCGGCUAUGGGGUGUUUGGGCAACAGCAAAACGGAGGAUCAGCGUAUCGAUGAGAAAGCGCAGCGAGAAGCCAACAAAAAAAUAGAGAAGCAGUUGCAGAAAGAGAGGCUGGCUUAUAAAGCGACACACCGCUUGCUGCUGCUGGGGGCUGGUGAGUCAGGAAAAAGCACUAUUGUGAAACAAAUGCGAAUCCUACAUGUCAAUGGAUUUAAUUCAGAAGAAAAGAAACAGAAAAUACUGGAUAUUCGGAAAAACGUUAAAGAUGCGAUUGUGACUAUAGUUUCAGCUAUGAGCACUUUAAUACCCCCAGUUCCAUUGGCCAACCCAGAAAACCAAUUUCGAAUGGACUACAUCAAGAGUAUAGCUCCUCUUUCUGACUUUGACUAUACACAGGAGUUCUUUGAACAUGCAAAAAAGCUCUGGGAUGAUGAAGGUGUAAAGGCGUGCUUCGAGAGGUCAAACGAAUAUCAGCUGAUUGACUGCGCACAGUACUUUUUAGAAAGAAUUGACAGCGUCAGCAUGGAUGACUACACACCCACAGAUCAGGACCUAUUAAGAUGCAGAGUGUUGACAUCAGGGAUUUUUGAAACAAGAUUUCAAGUAGAUAAAGUAAAUUUCCACAUGUUUGAUGUAGGUGGCCAGAGAGAUGAGAGAAGAAAAUGGAUCCAAUGCUUUAAUGAUGUCACAGCUAUCAUCUUCGUUGUGGCUUGCAGUAGCUACAACAUGGUAAUAAGGGAAGACAAUAACACAAACAGACUACGGGAAUCCCUGGACCUUUUCAAAAGUAUCUGGAAUAAUAGGUGGUUACGGACCAUUUCUAUCAUUUUAUUCUUGAAUAAACAGGACAUGCUGGCUGAAAAAGUCUUGGCAGGGAAAUCAAAAAUUGAAGAUUACUUUCCUGAAUACGCGCAUUAUACCGUACCUGAGGAUGCAACACCAGAUGCAGGAGAAGACCCCAAAGUCACAAGAGCCAAGUUCUUCAUCCGGGAUGAGUUUUUAAGGAUAAGUACAGCAAGCGGAGACGGCCGGCAUUACUGCUACCCACACUUCACAUGUGCAGUGGACACAGAAAACAUCCGCAGAGUGUUCAACGACUGCCGAGACAUCAUUCAGAGGAUGCACCUCCGCCAGUACGAACUCUUGUGAGGGGGAUCACCGUGGAACCUGUGGUUUUAAAUUCUUUGCUCCUUACUCUUUCUCUUGAUACUACCCCACACAGGGUGGAAGAAUAUACUAUAGAAAUGUCAGUCUCUUCACUUUGUUUACUUUUAAUUGUUUAACCUUAAAGCUGAUUUGAAGCAAGUUUGGGUUAUUUUCCCUUCCUGCUUUUUGGGACUAUUUUUGUGCUUUAUUUUGACAUGCCACUUCUUCGUCAUUCCACUAAGCCCUUUGGCUACCUCUGUUCCCUUAGGUUUUUGUUUUUUUAAAACUGAACGUGACCUGCUAAAUUUUUUCCAGUGGGUUAACCUCAGUUCAGACCGGUAUGUCAUCUGGAUGACACUGAAGUCAUACCUAUCCCUCUGUGUGGGUUUCCUUUUUAACAUGACAUUGAAGAGUACUUGAUGGGUGAAAAAAAGAUUAAUGCACUUUGUAUCAGGUUAUUAAAUACUGUUGAGGAAGUAGACACACAAUGUAGCAGCACCACAAUAUUUAUUACUCUGUCACAGUUUUUAGCAUUUCUGAGUUGCAGGUCAACUGAUAAAGUGACCUCCUCUUUUAAGCCGUUACUGGCACAGGAAGUAGAGUAGAUAAUGAGAGGAACAGUGAAGACAAAGCAAUUUUUCUGGGGUUUUGGAGCUAAGUGUCUCUGCACACCUCAGGCAUUUGAAUUACAGCUACUUUUCAGCCUGUUGCAUCUAGGCAGAAAAUUUACCACCCCUCACUUAUGUUAUUUGUGCUGUCCACAAAUGAUCCUUUUAGUUCCGAUCAUUCUUGGACAACAGUCCUCUCCCUAUAUAUAUUUUUUUGUUUUACUGCUGGUUUAUUAUAUUGUACAGACUGUAAAAUGUAAUAUUAUUUUGUACAACUUUAUUGAAGAAAAAUACUUGUAGAAGAUCUUUGUGCCUUGAUUAUGGCUGUACCUGUAAAAUGAGCUAAGAUGUAAGUAUGUUUUUGAUUGCGCUGUACAGCUUGAUGUCAACCUUACCUGCAGCAGUGACUGGAGGUAAGAACUUUAUCUGUAGAGUUUAGGGGUUUUUUUCUGGUUUAUAUAAAGAUGCUCUUUAGUAUAAAAAUUAUAAAUUAUGCAAAUUAACCACUUACCUUUCCAAGUAAGGUAUUACAGUCACCGGAUGUUGCAGCAAACAUGCCUUUCUCUUUUGAAGUCUCAGCUUUAAAACAUUGGAAUUCAUUCAAGUGUCCAAAUUGCAACCUGGUGUUGUUUUAAUGGGAAGCAAGGAUUUUUUUCUUUUUUUUUCUUUCUUUUUUUUUUUUUUCUUUUUGUCCUUUAUAUUUAGAAAAUAUGUUUGGUAAUUCUUUGGUCAUUCAUAGAAGUUCACAAUUGCACAGACCGAUUGUGAAUGUGUAAAGCACCAUUAUAUAGAGCUCUUCAAUCUUUGUACCAACAGCGGCUUUCAUUGUGCAAGUAAAUAGCAAGAAAGAAGAUAAGAAAAAAAAAAAGGUGUAUAAACCCUUGUGUCUGGCCUAAGAGAAUUACAAGAUGACAUUUUUAUUUCUCUUUUAAUAAAGAGACACAUUAGAAAAUUAUUUUAUUUUAAAUAUUGUAGAAUCAAAAUGUGUGAAUAUUUCUCAAACUUGAAUAAUUUAUGCAAAUGACAUUCUCAAAACAAGUUGUGGUACAGUACAAUAUAUAAAAAGCAAGAAUUGCUGUAGCAAUAAGGCAUGUCCUUUUUAGUAACUAUAACACUGCUUUAUAUUUUAUACAUAGGUGUUUUAUGUCUGUGACUAUAUACUUUUCCUGUGUCCAAGAUAACCUGUACAAAUGUCUAAAAUUACAGUUGCAAUAACAGAAA